UGAAUGUAGGCGUGAGGUGGUACGUCUGCGGAGACAGUAGACGGACGAGGACGAUACUGAACAACAUGGCCGCCUUGUCUAUUGUUGUUGCGCUGACCGUUGUGAUUCUUGGAGCUGAUGGCCAAGGUAGUACACUGAUGCCAACGGUGGCUUUCACGAAAGGACAGACCUCACAUUUACAUCUACUUCAGGGAGAAACUCUGAAUUACGACAAAAUCAUCACAUCCGUCGAUGCCAACAUUGGCAGCGAUGGCGUCUUUAACGCAACUAAGACAGGCCUCUACGCCUUCCACUUCUACUCCCUUACCCGUCAGAACACAGAGCUGUGGAUUGAGCUGUACAAGAACACACAAUUGGUAUGCUCAGCUUAUGCACACACCCCAAGUCCAAGUGGAUUUGCUGACGCCGGGAACUCCGCCCUGCUUUAUCUCAACCCCGGUGACCAAGUGUACGUAAAGGCUCAUGAUCAGUACGACAAUUCGAUUUAUGGGGCUGCGGACGAGAUCUAUACUACCUUCACCGGAGUUCUUAUGCAUUCCGGAUUCUUCGAUCAUGAAGGCUUCGAUCAAAACAAACCACAUGCGUUUUCGGUGGGUUUAAACGUGAACCAAUCCAUCACUGAUGGAGGCAAAGUGGCGUAUAACGAGGAUUUCAACAAUAACGCAGCUAUGGCAGGGUACAACUUCACCAGUCAUGACUUCAUAGCACCUGAUGAAGGUUACUAUAUCUUCCAUCUCCACGCAUUGGCUUUAGCCGAUAAGGAGGUGUAUCUGGAGCUGUUCAAGAACGCCGAUUACGUACUGUCUGCGUAUGCAUAUACAACUAACGAAUGGGGAGAUGCUGCAAAUAGCGUCAUUCUUCAUCUGCAAAAAAACGACGAUGUGACCAUUAAGGCAAACCCUCAAUAUGACGUAGAACUUUUCGGAGCUCAAUCCCAGGUGUACUGCACAUUCUCUGGAGCCCUCCUGUCAAAGACGGUUUCUGGGAAUAACGGCGGGCCUAGCGGAUUCAGUGAAGUCGCUUUCUCAGUGGGCUUAACAAACAAUCUCAACAUCACCGCCUACAAAAAGGUCCUCUGGAAUUUACCAUUCUCCAACUUAGGGAAUGGCUUUGACAUGAGCACGGGAACAUUCACAGCCAAGAUCCCCGGUGUCUACGUGUUCCACUUCCACGGGCUGUCCGAGACCGGCGAGGAACUUUACCUAGAGCUUUACCACAACUUCAUGUACGUCGUGUCCGCCUACGCCUACGACGCGAAUUCGUACGCGGCGGGAAGUAACGCGGUAACACUCACCCUAAUGAGUGGUGACGUGGUCUACGUCGGGGUCCAGAGUGCGUCGAUACUUUAUGGAACGCACAGUGAGGUAUAUUGUACCUUUUCUGGAUACCUACUGUCACCAUUGGACCAGUCUCAGCCAAUUGUCGGUUGAAGGUUUUGUCAUUUGGUUUUCAUAAUAAAGUAUAAAAUUCCUUG
Molecule: messenger RNA, 1474 nt
Organism: Mizuhopecten yessoensis (Yesso scallop)
Lineage: Eukaryota; Metazoa; Mollusca; Bivalvia; Pectinida; Pectinidae
Exons: 6
Coding region: 66-1430 (454 amino acids)
Molecular function (GO): protein binding
Source: RefSeq, a predicted model, not a curated record